CCCACGAGUUGCGGAAGCCCGGGUAUCCCAGAUUCUUUUAGAAAAAGCGGAGCUUUCCAGAGAAUGGGUCAGAAAGAGUUACGUGGAGCGUGGGCGUUUCGCGGACUCCUAAGCUCCUGGCAAGGAUGAGGCAAGGAUUUCACAGAAGAGCUGGCAUCAAAAAACCUCCGUGCCAUAGCUGUGGGCUAUCAAGUCUUGAAGGAUCUGCAGGAAGGAGAGAAAGAGACCUUCAGAGAAGUCAUGGCUCCCGGGGAAGAGAACCCGAAGAGUACAAACAGAGUGCUACGAAUAAGUCAGUUGGAUGCGCUUGAGCUAAACAAGGCCCUGGAGCAGCUAGUGUGGUCCCAGUUUUCUCAGUGCUUUCAUGGGUUUAAGCCAGGCCUGUUAGCCCGCUUUGAACCAGAAGUGAAAGCAUUCUUGUGGCUUUUCUUGUGGCGAUUCACCAUCUACUCCAAAAAUGCCACUGUGGGGCAGUCAGUUUUGAACAUUCAGUACAAAAACGAUUUUUCCUCGAACCUGAGGUAUCAGCCACCAAGUAAAAACCAAAAGCUCUGGUAUGCUGUUUGUACAAUUGGUGGGAGGUGGUUAGAAGAACGAUGCUAUGAUUUGUUUCGAAACCAUCAUUUAGCAUCAUUUGGGAAACUUAAGCAGUGUGUGAAUUUGGUGGUUGGAAUCUUGAAAUUAGGUGGGUUGAUUAAUUUUUUAAUUUUUCUUCAAAGAGGAAAGUUUGCAACUUUGACAGAACGUCUCCUAGGCAUUCAUUCUGUAUUUUGCAAGCCCCAAAACAUACGUGAAGUCGGCUUUGAGUAUAUGAAUAGGGAACUUCUCUGGCAUGGUUUUGCUGAGUUUCUGAUUUUUCUCUUACCACUUAUCAAUAUCCAGAAGUUGAAAGCCAAGUUAUCUUCAUGGUGUAUCCCUCUUACUAGUGCCCCAAAUAGUGACAAUACAUUAGCUACCAGUGGCAAAGAAUGUUCUCUAUGCGGAGAGUGGCCCACCAUGCCUCACACCAUAGGGUGUGAACAUAUCUUCUGUUACUACUGUGCUAAGAGUAGUUUCUUAUUUGACAUGUAUUUUACGUGCCCUAAGUGUGGCACAGAGGUACACAGUGUACAGCCACUGAAAUCAGGAAUUGAGAUGGCAGAAGUGAAUGCUCUUUAAAAACUAAAAUUGUUUCCCGAAGAAAAUUUUUCAUGCUUAAAUCAUUAAUAUUAUUCAUCCUAAGUAUACCUUUUAGGUGACUUUUAUAAGGCAUGUGCUUCUCAGCCACUGUCUUCUGUCCCAUUCUAGGCAUGACUA
Molecule: messenger RNA, 1296 nt
Organism: Galeopterus variegatus (Sunda flying lemur)
Lineage: Eukaryota; Metazoa; Chordata; Mammalia; Dermoptera; Cynocephalidae
Gene: PEX2
Product: peroxisomal biogenesis factor 2
Exons: 3
Coding region: 241-1158 (305 amino acids)
Biological process (GO): protein import into peroxisome matrix
Cellular component (GO): peroxisomal membrane
Molecular function (GO): zinc ion binding
Source: RefSeq, a predicted model, not a curated record